Messenger RNA from Neopelma chrysocephalum (saffron-crested tyrant-manakin), 602 nucleotides. Its product is annotated as histone-arginine methyltransferase CARM1-like. Gene Ontology annotation, molecular function: protein-arginine N-methyltransferase activity. Gene Ontology annotation, biological process: peptidyl-arginine methylation. The record is from RefSeq and is a predicted model, not a curated record. The annotation marks the transcript as partial. Lineage: Eukaryota; Metazoa; Chordata; Aves; Passeriformes; Pipridae. The transcript is spliced from 3 exons.
CUGGGAUGAACCCUGGGGUCGGGAAUCUCGAGUGGGAUGAACCCCUGGCUCUGGAAUCCCAUGUGGGAUGAACCUCGGGGUCAGGAAUCCUGGGUGGGAUGAACCCCAGGCUCAGGAAUCCUGGGUGGGAUAAACCCCUGGCUCUGGACUCCUGGGUUGGACAAAUCCCAGGCUGCAUCCCAGAUCUCCGGGAGGUUCCAUUCCCACUGCUGCCAUUCCCAGAUCGUGCUGGACGUGGGCUGUGGCUCUGGGAUCCUGUCGUUCUUCGCGGCGCAGGCGGGCGCGCGCAAGAUCUACGCGGUGGAGGCCAGCACCAUGGCCCAGCACGCCGAGGUUUUGGUGAAGAGCAACAACCUGACGGAGCGGAUCGUGGUGGUUCCGGGGAAGGUGGAGGAGGUGUCCCUGCCCGAGCAGGUUGACAUCAUCAUCUCCGAGCCCAUGGGCUACAUGCUCUUCAACGAGCGCAUGCUCGAGAGCUACCUGCACGCCAAGAAGUACCUGAAACCCAGCGGGAACAUGUUCCCCACGAUCGGGGACGUUCACCUGGCCCCGUUCACGGACGAGCAGCUCUACAUGGAGCAGUUCACCAAGGCCAACUUCUG